CGCGCUCCCCAGGGUUUCGGGAAGUCCAGUUGAACGGUGUACAGUCCGUGUUGACUUGUCCACUCGCCCCGGGGGCUGGCGAUGUAUCGUCCGGCUGUGCGUACUAUCCCACGGGUCACUCACCUCUCCGUGUUGUGCCCGUGCCGUGCCCGCGGCUAGGGUCGGACCUGCGUCCCUCCCUGUGCCGCAGAGGGUCCCAGGGCCCCGAGGAGGCCCCAUGGCCCAGAUAAAUAGCCAGGACCCGGCGGCGGUACGGAGUUUUGUGUGGAGGUGCGGGCGCGGCAGCAUUCAGAGCAGUUCGCGGCGAGGAGGAGCGUUGGAAACACUCCCAGACCGCAGGAUAUUAGAUCAGCACAGAGAUGCUGCUGGUGUUAGCGCUCUGUCUCGGCCUGACGUCUGGAGGUCGUCUCAGCGGCUGCCUGCUGCCGACACCAUCGGCCGACUUGGCUGCCGCCGAGGUCAACCCCGCCGCUCCUGAGUUUACUCCUGAAGACCCCGGCAUCAACCCGGCAGACUCUGAGAUAAUCUCUGAGGAUACUGAGAUUAACCCUGCCGCCCCUCAGAUCAUCCCCUCCGGCCCUCAGAUCAUCCCCUCUGGCCCUCAGAUCAUCCCCUCCGGCACUCAGAUCAUCCCCUCCGGCCCUCCUACGGUCGCCGCCACCGGACUGAUCCCGCUCUCCCCAGCGGGUCUGUCCCAGGGCGCCGGGCGGCCGCCGCCGUUCCUCCCCGCGCCGGUGCCGGUACCGGUCCGCGCCCAGGAGGCCGGUCGGCGGACCUCCUUCUUCAGCUCUCUACCGGUCUCCGGCGGCGUCAGCGUGGGCUCGUUCUCCAGCGUGGGCAGCUUCCACGGCCCGCAGGGCGGCUUCCACAGCGCUCAGGGCGGCUUCCACGGCCCCCAGGGCAGCUUCCACAGCGCUCAGGGCGGCUUCCACAGCCCUCAGGGUGGCUUCGUUCAGCUGUCGGCGCCGCUGGUCGGACUGCAGGUGGGGUACAGCGGGGCGCACCUGUCGCCUCCGGCAGUGGUCUGCCUCAACUGGUGUCUGGACCCGACCGGCAACUACUUCUGCUGCCGAUACACAGGUGGCCAGUGCCCGCGGGUGCCGGACGUGUGCCAGACGGGGUCCGCGGUGAACCGGCUGCCCAACUGCGCCAGUGACGCCAGCUGCGGGUUCGGCUUCAAGUGCUGCUUCGACCGCUGCCAGGAGCAGUUCGUCUGCAAGGCGGCAGUCGCCGCGUGACGUCACCGGGGGCCGCGCUGUGACACUAUUGGUGGUUGUGUCGCGACGGCGGUAUUCUGACGUCACUAAUGGUGGCGUCAUUAAAAUGGCGACGGCAGCAAUGGCUCGUCUGCAUGGAACACUGCAAAUAUUGCCUUUCUGAUGUAGCUGUAAAAGUCCAAAUGUUUUAAAAAUAAAUGUCUGAAACAAA
This is a messenger RNA of Amphibalanus amphitrite, 1428 nucleotides long. Its product is annotated as splicing factor 3A subunit 2-like. The record is from RefSeq and is a predicted model, not a curated record. The transcript is spliced from 3 exons. The coding region runs from base 360 to 1238 and encodes 292 amino acids. Lineage: Eukaryota; Metazoa; Arthropoda; Thecostraca; Balanomorpha; Balanidae.